Chroicocephalus ridibundus (black-headed gull) is the source of this 1363-nucleotide messenger RNA. RefSeq names its product serine/threonine/tyrosine interacting protein (gene STYX). Gene Ontology annotation, biological process: negative regulation of protein binding; protein dephosphorylation; negative regulation of SCF-dependent proteasomal ubiquitin-dependent catabolic process. The coding region runs from base 258 to 929 and encodes 223 amino acids. Gene Ontology annotation, cellular component: nucleoplasm; cytoplasm. The record is from RefSeq and is a predicted model, not a curated record. The transcript has 11 exons. Gene Ontology annotation, molecular function: F-box domain binding; protein tyrosine/serine/threonine phosphatase activity. NCBI's taxonomy places the organism in Eukaryota, Metazoa, Chordata, Aves, Charadriiformes, Laridae.
GCCGCGUCUGAGGCGGCAGGAGGAGGAGGAGGAGGAGGAGGGAAGAGGCGGCGGCAGCGGCAGCAGCAGCAUGGCGGCCGGGCGUGAGCGGCUGAGCGCGCCGCCGCCGCCUCCUCCUCCUCCUCCUUCUUCUUCUCCUUCUUCUUCUUCUUCAUCUUCUCCGCCUCCUCCUUCUCCUGCCGCCGAACCGGAGCCUGCCGGCCCGCUGCCCAAAUAACCGCCCCUGCCUCGGUCCUGCCUGAGAGAAGCGCCCGGCCAUGGAGCUCGCCAAGCCGGCCUUCCCCGCGCUGCCGCAGGCCAAAGAGGACUCUGAGGAUUGGACCUAUCCCAUGAGGAGAGAGAUGCAGGAAAUUUUACCUGGGUUAUUUUUAGGCCCAUAUUCUUCGGCUAUGAAAAGCAAGCUACCUAUACUUCAGAAACAUGGAAUAACCCAUGUGAUAUGCAUACGGCAAAACAUUGAAGCAAAUUUUAUUAAACCAAACUUCCAACAGUUAUUUAGGUAUUUAGUCUUGGAUAUUGCAGAUAAUCCAGUUGAGAAUAUAAUACGAUUUUUCCCUAUGACUAAAGAAUUUAUUGAUGGAAGUUUACAAAGUGGAGGAAAAGUUCUGGUCCAUGGAAACGCAGGGAUUUCUAGAAGUGCUGCCUUAGUUAUUGCAUACAUAAUGGAAACUUUUGGGGUGAAGUACAGGGACGCAUUUACUUAUGUUCAAGAAAGAAGAUUCUGUAUUAAUCCUAAUGCUGGAUUUGUCCAUCAACUUCAGGAAUAUGAAGCCAUCUAUCUAGCAAAAUUGACCAUCCAGAUGAUGUCACCACUGCAGCUGGAGAGAUCCCUCUCAGUUCCCCCUGGUACUACAGGAAGCUUAAAGCGAAUGCACGAGGAGGAUGAAGAACUUGGAACCAUGCAAGCGGCGGCAGCACAGAACAGAUGAUACCUGAGGACAGCACUGUUUGUAUUGUGAAUUCCUGCCAAGAAAGGUGAAGAAAACUAGGGAAAAAGAACUAAAAUGCAAAAUGAUGAACACACACAUAGCUUCUUUUCAAUUACAUGUUGCUUUCAGAUGUAAAUCUGCCUCUGCAACACACUAAGCAUCAUUUUUAAGAUGUUGGACUUCUUGAAUGAAUAGAUGGCACUGAUUGUUUUACUCCUUUUUUACACUUUACAGUUUUAUUCUAAACCAAGAUUUUUGGACUUGCAAAGAGGUAUUAUUGCAAUAAUGCACUUUUCAUACUUGAAAUUUCUUUAUUUGUAUGAUAUAAAGUUAUUACUUUAAACAAAAUGCAAGUUGGGGGGGAUUUGUUUAUAAAGUUAUUUGUGUAAUUUAUAACAAGAGACUUUAGUAAAGAAAAAGUUUGCUAAAACUGA